AUGGAUCUACUACCGCCGGCGUCAGAGGCGCCGGCCGGUGGCGGCGCAGUUGGGGGCCGAGGGCUGCGACGCGGGGUCGGGUUCCCGUCGCUCAAGCUGGUGAACGUGUCCAUGGAAGAGGCCCUCCCAGCCGAGCCCGUCGGCGUCGCCUACGGCCGCCUCACCAACGGACUCACCUACUACGUCCGCUCCAACCCCAAGCCCCGCAUGCGCGCAGCCCUCUCCCUCGCCGUCAAGGUCGGGUCGGUGGUGGAGGAGGAGGACGAGCGCGGGGUGGCGCAUAUCGUCGAGCACCUCGCCUUCAGCGCAACGUCACGCUACACCAAUCACGACAUCGUUAGGUUCCUCGAGAGCAUUGGCGCAGAGUUUGGCGCCUGCCAGAACGCUCUCACUUCCUCUGACGAAACCAUCUAUGAGCUGCUCGUGCCUGUGGACAAGCCCGGACUGCUCUCCCAGGCAAUCUCCGUCCUCGCAGAGUUCAGCUCCGAGGUUCGGGUUUCAGCGGAGGAUCUGGAGAAAGAAAGGGGUGCUGUGCUGGAGGAAUACAGGGGCGGGCGCAACGCCACUGGGCGGAUGCAGGACUCCCACUGGACAUUGUUGUUUGAGGGUUCUAAGUAUGCAGAAUGUUUGCCGAUAGGUACAGAGAAGGUGAUACGGACUGUUACACAUGAGGCAGUUAGAAAUUUUUAUCAUAAGUGGUACAAUCUAAGCAAUAUGGCUGUCUUUGCAGUGGGAGACUUCCCAGAUACACAGGCUGUUGUUGAGUUAAUAAAGGAGCAUUUUGGUCAGAAAGCCUCAAUUUCCUGCCCUCCACUGGUUAUACCGGAGUUUCCAGUUCCAUCGCAUAUUGAACCUCGAUUUUCAUGCUUUGUGGAAUCCGAAGCUGCAGGGUCAGCUGUUGUUAUUAGCUGCAAGAUGCCUGCCGGUGAAAUUAAAACAGUCAAGGAUUAUAGGGACUCAUUGGCAGAAUCAAUUUUCCAUUGUGCUCUGAACCAGAGGCUCUUCAAACUAUCUCGUAGGAGGGAUCCUCCAUACUUCUCUUGCUCUUCAGCUGCAGAUGCUCUUGUCCGUCCGGUGAAGGCAUAUAUUAUGACAUCCAGUUGUCGCGAAAAAGGCACGGUUGAGGCUCUUGAGUCUAUGCUAGUGGAGGUUGCUAGGGCACGGCUCUAUGGAUUUUCUGAACGUGAGAUAUCCAUUGUGCGUGCUUUAAUGAUGUCAGAGAUCGAGUCUGCAUAUCUGGAGCGUGAUCAAAUGCAAUCAACCAGCUUACGUGAUGAGUAUCUGCAGCAUUUUCUUCGCGAGGAGCCUGUUGUCGGGAUUGAAUAUGAAGCACGGUUGCAGAAGACUCUUCUUCCAUACAUUUCUUCUGCUGAAGUGGUGAAGUUUGCGGAAAAUUUUUCAACAACCAGUAGCUGUGUUAUCAAGAUAGUUGAGCCCCGGGCCCAUGCUUCUCUGGAGGAUCUGAAAGCUGUUGUAUUGAAAGUUAACACUCUAGAAGAAAAGAGGAGUAUUCCUCCCUGGGAGGAAGAGCAAAUCCCUGAAGAAAUUGUUAGCCAAAGUCCAGUGCCAGGAAUUAUUGUUGAUAAAGUGGAGCACCCAGGCAUAGGUGCCACUGAGAUGAUACUAUCUAAUGGGAUGCGAGUUUGCUACAAGUGUACUGACUUUCUUGAUGAUCAGGUUGUUUUUACUGGGUUUGCCUAUGGUGGCCUGUCCGAAUUAUCUGAAGAUGAAUAUACUUCAUGCACAAUGGGCUCGACAAUAGCAGGAGAAAUUGGUAUUUUUGGCUACAGACCUUCUGUCUUGAUGGACAUGCUUGCUGGCAAGAGAGCUGAAGUUGGUACAAAAGUUGGGGCGUACAUGAGAUCAUUUUCUGGCGAUUGUUCACCUUCAGAUCUUGAGAUUGGUUUACAGCUUGUCUACCAACUAUUUACAACAAAGGUGGAGCCAAGGGAGGAAGAAGUAAAAAUAGUCAUGCAAAUGGCGGAGGAAGCUAUCUAUGCUCAGGAAAGAGAUCCUUACACUGCAUUUGCAAAUCGUUCACGGGAAAUAAAUUAUGGGAACUCCUACUUCUUUAAGCCAAUUAGAAUAAGUGAUUUGAAGAAAGUGAAUCCAAUCAGAGCAUGUGAAUAUUUCAACAUGUGCUUCAAGGAUCCAUCAGCUUUUACCGUUGUAGUAGUUGGAAACAUAGACCCAGCCAUCUCAAUCCCACUGAUUUUGGAGUACCUGGGUGGGAUACCAAAGGUACAGGAUACAGUUCAGCCACUUAGUCGUGAGGAUCUAAAGGGAUUGCCCUUCAAGUUUCCGGAAACCAUAAUUAGAGAAGUUGUCCGCAGCCCUAUGGUUGAAGCUCAGUGCUUCGUCCAACUAGGGUUUCCAGUGGUUCUAAAGAGCACAAUGAUGACGGAGGAUAUUCACUAUGUCGGAUUUUUAAGUGGCAACAAACCUUCUAGAAGUGGAGAUGUUCGUGGAGACAUAAGUGUGAAUUUCUCAUGCGAUCCAGACAUGUCAUCUAGGCUUGUUGAUUUUGUUCUGGAAGAGAUAUCAUAUCUACAGACAGAAGGCCCUUCUGAAGAAGAUGUAUGGACCAUCCUAGAAAUUGAACAAAGAGCACAUGAAAACGGAUUGCAGGAAAAUUAUUACUGGUUGGAUCGAAUUCUGCGGAGCUAUCAAUCAAGGAUUUAUUCGGGAGAUGUUGGAUCCACCUUCAUGGUUCAAGAUGAGGGACGUGUAAAAGUUAGAGAAGCUUUAACACCACAGGCCAUGCAAAUGGCCUUGCGAAGGGUGAUAUCUUUCCCAUGUAAAAAACAGUACACGGUAGUAAUUCUUAUGCCUAAGUCAUCUUGUUGGAAUUCGUUGAUAUCGGUGGUUAGUUGGAGUUCUGGUGGAUUUAGCAGAGAUGCAAAGAUUUUGGCUGGCAUGGCUGGUGCACUGGUCGUAGCAGCCAGUUUGUGGAGAUACUCACGGGGUGCAUCGAGAUCGUAG
Molecule: messenger RNA, 2982 nt
Organism: Triticum turgidum subsp. durum (durum wheat)
Lineage: Eukaryota; Viridiplantae; Streptophyta; Magnoliopsida; Poales; Poaceae
Source: the annotation of a GenBank genome assembly